Girardinichthys multiradiatus is the source of this 3462-nucleotide messenger RNA. RefSeq names its product putative homeodomain transcription factor 1 (gene phtf1). Lineage: Eukaryota; Metazoa; Chordata; Actinopteri; Cyprinodontiformes; Goodeidae. Gene Ontology annotation, cellular component: endoplasmic reticulum. The record is from RefSeq and is a predicted model, not a curated record. The transcript has 16 exons. The coding region runs from base 466 to 2535 and encodes 689 amino acids.
AAAAGGGAAGAGGAAGAAUUAGCUAAAAGUGCAGAACGGUUGAAAUGCUCUCCAGGAAAAAGCGUAUGAGCAGUGUGACGUUUUAAAGGCAACAUUUAUGAGUUGUUAUUAGUACUGAAACGUUUCAGCACAUGUAAAGCAUUUUGUAUGGGCGGAAAAGUCUGACAACAAAACGCUGAACGAUCCUAAAAUCCGAUUGUUAUGGUUUCUAAAGGUUCCUUUCCAGUUUGUACAAAAAAACCAACUUUAAGGUUAGGUACGUUUGCUUUCAACUGUUUUGUUACUACUUGCUGAAUGAAUUAAAACUGCGACGUUUUUAUCAGGGCGGUCCGCUUUCAGCUGAUUUUAUGGUUUUGCAGUUUGUCUGCCUCCUUGAUUCUGUUGAAAUCUAAUCUGGAUCCCUGCCCAGUCUCUCCGUCAGUCCAGUAAAAUGACUUGCUCUGAGUGUACUGGUUCCAGUCUCUGAUGACAAUGGCCAGAAUAGCCUGGUAUCAAGAGAAGAUUGGGGCGUAUGACCAGCAAGUUUGGGAAAAAUCACUGGAGAAAGCGGAUCUAGGAGGUUUGGAGAGCAAACCAAAGAAAACAGGUCACAUCAAAUCUGACCUUAUUGACGUUGACUUAGUCAGAGGAUCAACUUUCAGUAAAGCCAAACCAGAGAGUCAAUGGACAGCGCUGACUCGAAAAGGUCUCGUCAGAGUUCUGCUGUUCCCUUUCUUCUUCCAGUGGUGGAUCCAGGUGACCUCCAAGUCAAUCUCCUUAUGCAUCCUUGUGCUGUAUUUUCUGCAAGUGGCAGCCGUGCUGCUGUAUCUGGAGGUCCCCAGGGCCAGUGCUAGUGAGGUGUUUGGACCCAUGUGUCUCAUGCUGCUGCUGGGCACCGUUCACUGCCAGAUUGUUUCAACAGAGUCCAGCCGGUGGCCCUCAGGCAGUCCAGUUGCUAGCAGCAGCACCAGCCCUGCGCGCAGAAGGAGGCCAAGGAAGGGCAGAGGGUUAAAAAAAUCUGAAGAAAAGAUCGACACCGGGAACAUGGAGCAGGAGGGGCCCUGGCAGUUUGAAGAUAGCCAGCGAUCAUACAAGAGGGCAGAGAGGAGGUGCAAAAGUCGGUCAGGGUUUGGAGCCUCUGAUGAGCUCUCCAGUGAAGAAGGGGAAAGCGGGAAACCAGUGGAAGUAAUUCGAUCGAUACAUCAUCGUAAGUCACACCUAAUGUCGCCACCUCCAUCAGAGUCUCCUGUUAGGAAGAGAAACAUAAAGUCCAGCCCCAAACCGGCACCAAGACCUCAGGAGGAGAACGGGGCACCGAUCGAAGGAAAGCCUUGCGUGGUAGACCAACUCAGGCUGGGUUCUCGCCCGGCCUCUGACACCGAUGACACAAUGUGGGAGGAGCUUCUGCAGGGACCCGACUCCGCCUCCUCGGGGAGCAGCGACUGUGAGGGGAGCAGGAGGUACAAUGCUGGGAUGAACCUUCAGCAAAAUACAACACCAAGCAGUGAGGAUGAAGGUUUACAGCAUGGAUUCACCAGUAGCCAGCUAAACUGGCUACAGGCAUGCCACCCAUCCAAGGACCGUGUUAGCGCCAUAAUAUGGGAGCAGGGCGAGUGCAAGAAGGCAGACAUGUCGGUGCUGGAGAUCAGCGGGAUUAUCCUCACCCGGGUAAAAUUGGUAGAGCAGGGAAUGGGCUACCUUGUGCUCGGGGGUCUCAUGACGGCCACCCUGGUGCUGCUUCCCUUCGCCUUCCACCUGGCUCAGCGUUUGGACAUGUCCAGCCUGAGCGCCUUCUCCCUAAAGCAACUGGUUGAGAUUGCAGUGGGGACAUCCGAUCCUCGAACUUGCGCCUUUUUCUUCAUCACAACGGUUCUAAGAGUCUGCCUCACAGGGCUCUUCUUUUUCAUGAUGUGUGUGGCUGAGAGAACCUACAAACAGAGACUCUUAUUUGCCAAGUACUUCAGCCAUCUCACUUCAGCUCGAAAGGCCAAGAAAUCUGAGAUCCCUCACUUCAGGCUGAAGAAGGUGCAAAACAUCAAGAUGUGGCUGUCACUGCGAUCUUUCCUCAGGAGACGGGGACCGCAGCGCUCUGUAGAUGUCAUUGUCUCCACAGUCUUUCUAUUGGCCCUUUCCAUUUCAUUCAUCAUUUGUGCUCAGCUUUUGCACAACCACAAGACAUUCCUGGAGUCUUUAAUCAAUUGGGAGCUGGUGGUGUGGUGCUCCUCCCUCAUCCUCUUUCUGCUGCGGCUCGCCACGCUGGGCUCAGAGACUAACUCUAAAUACAGCAACUCCUCAAUGCUGCUCACUGAGCAGAUCAAUUUGUAUCUGAAGAUGGAGAAAAAGCCUAAUAAGAAAGAACAGCUUAAUAUAGUGAACAAUGUAUUAAAACUGGCCACAAAGCUGAUGAAGGAGUUGGACACGCCCUUCAGGCUGCUUGGUCUGACCAUGAACCCUCUGAUCUACAACAUCACGAAGGUUGUCAUCCUGUCUGCUGUUUCUGCAGUGGUCAGUGAUCUGUUAGGCUUCAAUAUCAGACUGUGGAAAAUCAAGCCUUAAUGUGAAAAGGACAUGCCCCUUACAGUUAAACACUGGAGACCAGAAACGCUCACCAUCUGCUGCAGACACGUUCUCAAAUGCAAAAAGUGCUCAAACCUACUGACGGCGUUUAGUGCUGACAGUGCCUUCUACAUCAGCCAUUCAGAAGCCAGAGAUGCUCCGACAAUCACUCAUGCUACAUUGACUAGCUGCUCAGCUGAUGUGGCAUCAAAACUUUCCAUCAGCUCUGCCACUCUCAAAGCGCUUAACCUCUGAUCCUCAUAUGUUCCUCUGGAAGUGGUUUAAUAUAGCAGCAAGCUGACGUCUCAGAUCAUUUCAGGCUUCUGUGGCAACCAGAUUUAUAUUGUACUCUUUUACAGAGGUGUAAACUAACAUGCUGUGUAAACACACAUUAUAAUGUAAAUAGGUUUUUAUUAACCCUUUUAUAGGACAAGGAAAAUCAAAUACUUCAGCUGUCUCAAGCCAAGAUAUCACAUAUGAACUGACUUUUCACAGUAUAUUCAACAGCCCUUUAUUAUAGUUGUGCUUUAUUUAUUUUGGUUUCUGUUGUAACCUCUUGGACCUCUUAUCUGUAAAUCUUUGAUUACUGUCCGCCAUUUUAUAUCAAGAACCGAUGUAUAAAAAAUAACAAAAUCAAUAAAGGAAAUCACAUGCAGUCUUUUGAUAUUGGGAAUAAACUGUUUUUCCAUCUAGAUAUGAUAUCAGUUUUUGCAGGUGUAUCUCAGUAAACUAAAAUAUUACCAGUAAUUCCCUUCAUUAAGUGAAACUUAUGUUUUUUUAUGAAAUCAGAUAAUUACACAUUGUUUCAAGUGUUUAUUUCUGUUAAUUGUCAUGAUCAUGGCUUACAGCCAAACACUAAAUUAAGAUGAGCAGAGAAAAAUCAAAGUUUUACAUAUGACCAAUAAAAAAGGAUUUUUAAAACAGAAA